Molecule: messenger RNA, 915 nt
Organism: Alternaria hordeiaustralica
Lineage: Eukaryota; Fungi; Ascomycota; Dothideomycetes; Pleosporales; Pleosporaceae
Exons: 2
Coding region: 1-915 (304 amino acids)
Source: RefSeq, a predicted model, not a curated record
AUGUCUGCACCCGGCCCUGAAGAACCGUCGUUUCAUCCUGUUGCGCGUGCGCCGGCGCCAUGGAAACUCACGGCGGAGGUGUAUAUGCUGUUUCAUGUGUUGAAGGGGUUGCCUGGGGGUGUGCAUGGUGAGCUUGAGGGGAAGGAGGGUGGGUGGGAUGAUGAGGGGAUGGGGAAGUUUGAGGGAGGCACUUCCUCUGACCUCAUCACAGGCCCCUACGACGAACUCCUCCUCGUCCCCGGAAACUUCACCGUCCCACAACCAACAACCACCCCAUCCGGCCAGCCACACAUCAAUAUCCCAAAGAAAGCCCAACGCAUAUCCCGCAUCUACGUCUCCCAACGCACAACAACCUACAACGGGCGCCUAAAUUGGAACAUUCCCAAACAGCUCGCCCGCUUCUCUUUCUCCGCACCGCCUACUGCCCCCGGCGCCUCACCUCCAUCCACCCUAACAGUGCAAGUCUUUCCGCCUGGCACCAAAGAAGGCGAUGGCGGCGCACCGUUCUUUGCCUGUACUCUCAAACCCUGGCAAUGGAUUCCGCCAAUGCCGUUGAACACGAAAUACCUCCCUCUCAGCAUGGCCGCCGCGCAACCUCCCCUGCCAUCUGCGCCGGGUCACGAGAAAGCGGUCAAAGAAGUGCAAGAAGAACUACAGGUAGACGACUACGACACAGACAUUAAGAAGAUGGACGCGGUGUUAGUAGGGACGCAGAAGUGGCGGGCGUUUGAUAUUGCGGCGGUCACGCCGAGGGCAAGGGGAUGCUGGGUUGAGGUGCAUGAGAAGAAGGAGAGUGAGGUUUUGGAACAAGGUGAGGAGAAUUGGUGGCCGAGGGGACUGGGGGCGUGGAGUGUGGGGGCUUGGAUGGAGGAUGUGGAUUGGAAGUUGGGGGAGGUGGUGGAGUGGACGGUGUAG